AGAGUUGCAAAAUUUGCAACAACAAAGAAAACAAUCAAUUUAAGCCAUCAAAAUAUAUAACAUAACAUCCAAUUCAUCAUAUUAUUUGUGUUGUUUGUGUUUAAGGUUUCUCUAGUUCAUCAUUUUCUUUUAUCUUUGAGGUUUUUGGUUGGUAAAUUCUAUCACCACCAUGGGUAAGGGUGACAUUGAGGCGGGGAUCUACCAAGGCGGCCUCUAUCCGUCGAUGAUAGAGUCGCCCGAGCUCCGGUGGGGUUUCAUCCGUAAAGUUUACACCAUUGUUUCAAUUCAGCUUCUUUUCACAGCUGGUUUUGCUUCCUUGUUCGUGUUCUUUCCACCCGCAAGGGAUUUCGUUCGUUACAAUCAAUUUCGUAUCGUUGUCUUGAUCGUUGCAGUCAUCUUUACCUUCAUAUUUUUGUUUGCAUUGAGCAAAUAUUAUAAUAAACAUCCGGUGAAUCUAAUUCUUCUGGGUCUCUAUACUCUAUGCAUGUCUGUUACGGUUGGAUUCGUAUGUGCUUUUGCUAAAUCAAUGAUUGUCUUAGAGGCAGCACUUCUAACUGGUGUGGUGGUUCUUUGUUUAACACUCUACACAUUUUGGGGUGUUAAAAGAGGCCAAGAUUUUAGUUUUCUUGGUCCAUUCCUCUUUGCUUCACUUAUGGUAUUGUUUACGUUUGGACUUAUUCAGAUGUUUUUCCCUCUUGGACCAAUUGGACGUAUGGUAUAUGCUGGUUUGGGAGCAUUAUUAAUGUGUGGUUUCAUUGUUUAUGAUACUUGUGACCUCAUUAAAAGAUACUCCUAUGAUGAUUAUGUUUGGGCUGCCAUUGCUAUCUAUGGCGACGUUAUCAACCUCUUCAUCUAUAUUCUUACAUUUUUGAAUGAUCUUUAGGGUUUGAGUGUAUUGAUAUAUGUAUGCCCUUUGUUAUUUUGAGGAUGUUAUUUAGACAUCAAAAAUAGACAUGUAUAUCAAACAUCUACUUAUUAAUUAAUAUUUGUCUUGAUUCAAGAAAAGAGAUGAAAUAAUAAUAUAUCAAAAGUAAAA
This is a messenger RNA of Vicia villosa (hairy vetch), 1036 nucleotides long. RefSeq names its product protein LIFEGUARD 4-like. Gene Ontology annotation, cellular component: membrane. Lineage: Eukaryota; Viridiplantae; Streptophyta; Magnoliopsida; Fabales; Fabaceae. The coding region runs from base 170 to 883 and encodes 237 amino acids. The record is from RefSeq and is a predicted model, not a curated record. The transcript has 4 exons.